Molecule: messenger RNA, 1428 nt
Organism: Perognathus longimembris pacificus (Pacific pocket mouse)
Lineage: Eukaryota; Metazoa; Chordata; Mammalia; Rodentia; Heteromyidae
Product: ornithine decarboxylase-like
Cellular component (GO): cytoplasm
Molecular function (GO): ornithine decarboxylase activity
Source: RefSeq, a predicted model, not a curated record
AUGAGCCACUUUAAUAAGGAAGAUGUUGACUGCCAUAUCCUUGAUGAAGGCUUCACCGCCAAGGACAUCGUGGACCAGAAAAUUAAUGAAUUGUCUUCUUCUGAUGAUAAGGAUGCCUUUUACGUGGCAGACCUGGGAGACAUUCUAAAGAAGCACCUCCCAUGGUUGAAAGCUCUUCCCCGAGUCACUCCCUUUUAUGCAGUCAAAUGUAAUGACAGCAGAGCCAUAGUGAGCACCCUGGCUGCCAUCGGCACCGGCUUUGACUGUGCCAGCAAGACUGAAAUACAGUUGGUGCAGAGCCUCGGGGUGCCUUCCAAAAGGAUCAUCUAUGCAAACCCUUGUAAGCAAGUGUCUCAGAUCAAGUACACGGCCAGUAGCGGAGUCCAGAUGAUGACUUUCGACAGUGAGGUGGAGCUGCUGAAAGUGGCCAGAGCGCACCCGAAGGCCAAGCUGGUUUUGCGGAUCGACACUGAUGAUUCCAAAGCAGUCUGUCGCCUCAGUGUGAAAUUUGGUGCCAUGCUCAAAACCAGCAGACUUCUUUUGGAACGAGCAAAAGAGCUAAACACUGAUGUCAUUGGUGUCAGCUUCCACGUGGGGAGCGGCUGCACUGACGCGGAGACCUUCGUGCAGGCGGUCUCUGAUGCCCGCUGUAUCUUCGACAUGGGGGCUGAGGUGGGCUUCGACAUGUAUCUGCUGGAUAUUGGUAGUGGCUUCCCCGGAUCUGAGGACGUGAAGCUGAAGUUUGAAGAGAUCACUAGUGUGAUUAACCCAGCCCUGGACAAGUACUUCCCGUCAGACUCUGGAGUGCAGAUCAUAGCGGAGCCAGGCAGAUACUACGUUGCAUCUGCCUUCACACUUGCAGUUAAUAUCAUUGCCAAAAUGGUCUGGAAGGAGCAGAGUGGCUCUGAUGAUGAAGAUGAGCUAAAUGAGCAGACAUUCAUGUAUUAUGUAAAUGAUGGCAUAUACGGAUCCUUCAAUUGCAUCCUUUAUGAUCAUGCACAUGUAAAGUCCCUGCUGCACAAGAGACCCAAGCCCGAUGAGAAGUACUACUUCUCCAGCAUUUGGGGGCCCACGUGCGACGGCCUGGAUCGCAUCCUUGAGCGCUGUGGCUUGCCCGAGACGCAAGUGGGUGAUUGGAUGGUCUUUGAGAACAUGGGUGCCUACACUGUUGCUGCUGCUUCUACCUUCAAUGGCUUCCAGAGGCUGACUAUCCACUACGUGAUGUCACGGCUCAUGUGGCAACUCAUGCAGCAAGUGCAGAAGCACGGCUUCCAGCCCGGCGCGGAGGAGCAGGACUCAGUCAGCACACUGCCCCUGUCCUACGCCCAGGAAAGCGGCCUGGAGCGGUGCCCCGCCCCCCGCGCCUCUGGCAGCAUCAAUGUGAAGAAACUUCCCGUAGCUGUCAAGUGCAAGUGUAGCUUGAAUUAA